This is a messenger RNA of Dictyostelium purpureum, 1713 nucleotides long. RefSeq lists its product as uncharacterized. Gene Ontology annotation, molecular function: glycerophospholipase activity. The record is from RefSeq and is a predicted model, not a curated record. The transcript is spliced from 4 exons. Lineage: Eukaryota; Evosea; Eumycetozoa; Dictyosteliales; Dictyosteliaceae. Gene Ontology annotation, cellular component: extracellular region. Gene Ontology annotation, biological process: phospholipid catabolic process. Bases 127 to 1650 code for a protein of 507 amino acids.
AAUCAAAACAAUCAAGGAAAUAGUACAAUCUUAGAAUUUUCAAUUAGAUUUUCAAAACCAUCAUCAUCAAAUGAAUUCGAAAUUAUAAACUAUAUAGAUGAAAAUGCUAUUGCCUAUGUUUAUUAUAUGCCCGAUGUAAGCGUUAAUGGUUGGUCCUAUUUAUCAUUGAAAACCAAUAGUUUAAAUGGAAAAUAUGAUGAUUAUGUUCAAGCAUUGGCCGCAGGUUAUCUCGAAGGCUAUUUAACACAAGAAAUGAUUUGGGAUAGUAAGUAUAACUAUUAUACAAAUUAUUUCAACUCCUCCACAAUCCCAAAAGUUUUAAAUGAUUGGUUAACAGAAAACUAUUAUAAUAUGCAUGAAUUUAUUGUAAAUAAUGUUGAUUCAUGGUAUUGGAGACAACUAAACCUAACAUUAACUCAAAUGAAUGGCUUAUUAGAUGGCUAUACUUAUGCAUUAAGUUUAACAAAUAAUAGAUCAAAGAUACACCAGCAAACUAUAGUACUUUUCGAUUUAUUCGUUUUAAAUAUGUAUGGUGAUUUGGGUGAUUUGGGGCCAGCCCUCCACAUGGGUAAUUUUCCAGCUGCUAAAAGAGCAUCAGAUUUUAAUGACAUUCAAGAUUACUUUAUGAAAACCCAACACUGCUCCGCACUAAUCAAAUUAACUUCAGAUUAUUCAGAACUAUAUGCAGCACAUACAACAUGGACAGGGUAUAAUACAAUGUUAAGAAUUUUCAAAAGCUAUAACUAUGGAUAUUCCUUUGAAUAUUCAGGUACCAUUUCAAGAAGGAAUAUGUUUAGCUCAUAUCCAGGUGUAUUAAUUUCAAUUGAUGAUUUUUAUCAAAUGGCAGAUACAAAUUUAGUAGUUUUAGAAACCACCAACUCAUUAUUAAAUCCAGAACUAUAUAAACUAAUUAGACCAUAUUCAGGUGUUUUAAGUUGGAUUAGAAUAACUAUUACAAAUAGAUUAUCUAAUGACGGCAAAUCAUGGUGCGAAACAUUCUCAAGAUACAACAGUGGGACAUACAAUAAUCAAUAUAUGGUAAUAGACUACAAAAAAUUUACCCCAUAUAAAGAAUUAAAAGAUGGUGCUUUAUAUGUUUUAGAACAAAUACCAGAGUAUAUUGAAUAUGAUGAUCAAACAGUCCUACUAAGAGAAAUGUAUUUUAGCUCAUUCAAUAUUCCAUUCUAUGAAACUAUUUAUAACAUGUCUGGUUAUAACAACUUCACUUCCAACAACUAUACUAACAGUAAAAUCUAUUAUCUAAGCUAUCAAACAUGUCCAAGAAGCGAAAUUUUCCGUCGUGAUGUAGGCUCAAUUGAAUCUUUAGACUCUUUCAAAGCAUUACUAAGAUAUAACAAAUUCCAAACUGAUCCACUUUCACAUGGCACUCCAUUUUAUGCCAUAUGCUCUCGUUAUGACCUGUUAUCAGAUGAUCCAAAGCCAUUCGGGUGUACAGAUACCAAAGUAACCUCAUACAAUAACCUAUUGGAAAAUUCAGUGCUAGCAAUCAGUGGACCUACUACUGACAAUCAAAAACCAUUUGUUUGGUCAUCUAAUAGUAACUUUAUGAAUGUUGCUCACAACGGUAUACCAAACGAAUUUAAUUUUGACUGGGUUGUUUUUAAAAACAACUCAUUUAAUAACUACUAAAUAUCAAAAAAAAAUAUUUAUUAAUAAAACUGUAAUCUAUUAUUUUAAUUUUAAUUUUUUAAA